Messenger RNA from Amoebophrya sp. A25, 435 nucleotides. Lineage: Eukaryota; Dinophyceae; Syndiniales; Amoebophryaceae. The record is from the annotation of a GenBank genome assembly.
UUAUAUAAUUCCCGGCCUGUUUCAGUUGUGCAAAUCGUGAAGGUUUUGCAUGAUUCUCAUGCGGUUGCAAAGUUGUCAAAUGUGUGGACCUUCUUGGUCAUAUGUAUCACCCUCAGGAUCCACAUCAUUAGCAUGGUACUCCAGUGCUGUGAUCUUUGUCACUAUGGGACUGCAAUGAUUUCCAUCACGUUCAUGCCCUUGAUGAUCUUCGUACUUAUGACCUUACUUACUCGGAUCAUCGUCCCCAUCUUCUUACUUUAUACAUUUGCGGAACAGGGGAACUGGGUCAGAUUUCAUGCUGUGAAACAAAUCUGCCAUAUGAUAUAUCGGCGAGAAUGUUGUCUCAGUCUUCACGCUGUUUCUCUUCCGAGUUUCGGUUCAUUUGGUCGUUCCUUUAUUGUUUAUCACCUCAAUCCAAAGUCCUUUACAAGGUGA